Molecule: messenger RNA, 577 nt
Organism: Symbiodinium necroappetens
Lineage: Eukaryota; Dinophyceae; Suessiales; Symbiodiniaceae
Source: the annotation of a GenBank genome assembly
GUGCAUGGAUGACAUUCGUGCAGACGAACCUGCCUGGCAAUGCCCGGUGUGCAACAACAAGCUGCACGACACAGAGGACUGCGCUCGGGGGUGGUUAAGGCUCCGACAGUCCUGUCCAACAUGCCGAUCGGCGGCUUUCGCCCCUCCUGAGGAAGUACCUGCACCUCUCCGCAGUCGACGCCGGCAUCCCCGUGCGCUUUCAGAAGAGGAUUGGCGGUUCAAGAGCUUCUGGGCGGAAGAUCCGACGCCUUUCCUAAAUGCCAUGCGCCAUGAGUCAUGCCCGGCACGCCAGGAGGACGACGAUCGAGACUCUUCCGAAGUGUUGCCUGUGCAGUACGACCAAGAACGUCCAGAGAGACCACUCGGGCGCGCGGUCCGGGUGCCAUCGACAGAAGGUAUCGUUGCCUGGUUUUCCAGCCGGAUCUUCUUCAAGGAGGAGCUUUUGCUCGUCGAGCCGGGUCGGCUCUUCUAUUGGGGCGUUCUUGACGGAGUGGACAGCAAUUGCAUUUUCGUUAACACCGCACUGCUGCAAAACUUGAGCAGCUCUUGCAGAUGCAGCCCUGAUCCCCGGUCCGAG